GGCAGCCUUAAGAGGGAGGUGAUAAAUUGACCAAGGGCCGAGACUGGGUAACUUGUAACAUGUUAUGCGACGAUUGCUGAUUGAUAUUACGUACAGUAGCUUGUGAUCGUUGCAGGGUAGUUUUGAGUCUGGGGCAUGCAAGACACUAAAAAAGCAAUGCCUACCUAAUAUUUCCUUCUAGAAUAAUAAUAAGCGGCGCAGGAGAAACCCAGUCGAAACGCAAAAAAUGUCAGCUCAACUGUAACUAAUCAACCUUGAUGAGGAAUCACCAAAUUGCGCAACAUCACGUGAUGUGUUUCCCAUUUCAAAGCGGCUCUUUGCGAUUCUCUCAAGAUCCAUGAGAAAGCGGAGGCAAAGAGCAAAAAACAACGAUAUAAAAACACAUCGCAGCCUCAACAAACCACAAGAUUACUCACUUCAACUGCCGAAACUAAAUCGAGUUCUCAUCUCACCGCAUCUUGAAUUCACUGCCGAUCUCUGCAGAUCAAUACCAAGCAAAAAGACACAAAAAAGUACUCACACAAAAAUGGUGCAUCACAUCACUUCAAACGAUGAGCUUCAAAAGCUGCUCUCGUCAACAACAUACGUCGCCGUCGACUUCUUCGCAGACUGGUGUCCCCCCUGCAAAGCCAUCGCCCCCGUCUACGAGCAACUCGCCACCAAGCACAGCGUCGACAACGUCCUCGCUUUCGCAAAAGUCAACGUAGACCACGUCCAAGACGCCGCGCGCCAGUACGGCAUAACAGCCAUGCCUACCUUUUUAUUCUUCAAGGAGGGCAAGCAAGUCGCUGUCAACGGGCAGGUUGAGAUCAAGGGCGCUGACCCGAGGAGUCUGGGGGCUGCUGCUGAGAAGCUGGGGGGACUAGCGCAGAAGAGGGUUUCUGGAGCGUAAACGGAGAAAAGGUUCGGGGAUUUUACUCCUGGGGAUCGGCCCGUGGAGUUUGGAAUUGUUCUUUUGCUCUUUGACUUUAGCGUGUUGGCACUGGAAUGCGGAUAUUGUGGAGGGUGAUGCUUUGAGUAUGGUUAGCGACGGGAUAAGGGAAUAACAGACAUGUCUGUUUCCGGAUAUGAUGAAACGCGACUACAGGUAUAGCGUCAUUUGAGGUCUUUCUGACUCGAUGACUUUGAGAACAAUUGAUAGAGGAAUGCUACGAAUCAAUGUAUGACGAUGAAUUGUUAUUCGUUGGUUACUAAUGCUUCAAGUUGCAUCGUGAUAUUGCGAUCGUCAUGUUA
Messenger RNA from Fusarium verticillioides 7600, 1233 nucleotides. Its product is annotated as thioredoxin 1. Bases 338 to 892 code for a protein of 184 amino acids. The record is from RefSeq and is a predicted model, not a curated record. The transcript has 2 exons. NCBI's taxonomy places the organism in Eukaryota, Fungi, Ascomycota, Sordariomycetes, Hypocreales, Nectriaceae.